This is a messenger RNA of Purpureocillium takamizusanense, 2709 nucleotides long. RefSeq names its product Phospholipase C. The record is from RefSeq and is a predicted model, not a curated record. NCBI's taxonomy places the organism in Eukaryota, Fungi, Ascomycota, Sordariomycetes, Hypocreales, Ophiocordycipitaceae. Gene Ontology annotation, molecular function: hydrolase activity, acting on ester bonds. The transcript has 2 exons. Bases 738 to 2471 code for a protein of 577 amino acids.
GGCCGCCUUACCGAACUGCCUCUUCGGUCGUCCAAGGGCAGUCCGUAAGUGUCCUCGCGACGCUCCCACCAACGCGGCGCGCUUCUGGCCGCGAACCCACAUCGCAGGGCCCGGCCGCCUGGACAAGCGGAUUGAGUUGGCUUGAGGCCAUGCGAUGGACUUCCUCCCAAGGCCGGCCAGACUGGGCGCCGAUCCGGACCGCGCCUGGCGAUGCGCCCCGUGUGCGCGGGUAUGGCCUCCAUUGGCAGCCUGUCGGUCGGUCGUCCGUCGCACGUGGGCGCCAACAGGUUCCCCGACCUGCUCGAUCAUCACACGAGCUGUUAUCUCUGUUGGCAAGACAUCUGUCGUUUCUUUACCGCGGGAGACAAAGACCGGGGACACCACGUUGCUCGUGGUAUAAGACAUGGCGAUGUCCGGCGCAGGGGGAGGCCCCUCCCCCGCCAAAGGAGCACUCAGUCAGGUGCCACGGGCUAGGGUCGUGCAGUCUCAUAGAGAUUGAUAAGCCCAAGUGAGAUCGAUAUGGCCCUUGUUCGUCCCCUCACGUCGAUAGCGGCGGCCGCGUGCUUGCUCGCUGGCGUGGCCAGUGCCGGCGGCUUGAAGGACAUUGAUCAUGUCGUUCUCUUCAUGCAGGGUAUGAAUCCUGCCCUACCGGACGACACGACAUGUCUUCGCAGGUGACUGACUGACAGCUUCUACUCCCGCCAGAAAACCGAGCCUUCGACCACUACUUUGGCACCAUGGCCGGCGUCCGCGGCUUCAAGGACGCCAACUUGCAAAUGAACGGAAAUGUCCCCGUCUGGAAGCAGAAGACGUCCCCGGCAUUGACCACCGAAGCCGACUACGUGAACCCUUGGUACCUCAACUACCUCGGAGGCAACUGGCCGGAGGCGACACAGUGUAUGGUCGCUGGAAGUAAUGGUUGGUAUGAGAACCACGCCGCCUGGAACUUUGGCUCCAACGACCACUGGGCGUUGAACAACACGCCCUGGAGCAUAGGCUUCUACAAGAAAGAGGACCUUCCCACGCAGUGGACGUUGGCCGAGAACUUUGUCAUUGGAGACAUGUAUCAGGAGGCGAUUGUCGCUGCUACCAACCCGAACCGCGUGACAUGGGUUUCCGGUUCCAUCAAUGCCCCAGGCUCGCCGCAGAAGCCGGACCAAGGCGGCAAUCCCUAUAUCGAUAACAACGAGACUCCUGGCUGUGAGAAGGGGGGCAUCAACUGCUAUCCUCUGAAAUGGAAGACCUCUGCGGAGUAUUACGAGGAUGCCGGCGUGUCGUGGCAGGUCUUCCAGGAUGCUGACAACUUUGACGACAACCCAUUUGCGUGGUUCAAGCAGUUCCAGGAUGCUCCUAAAGAUUCGUCCCUUUAUAAGAGAGGUAUGAAAGGAUUGCCUCUAAAUACAUUUUACGAGCAGGCCGCUAGCGGCAACCUUCCCGAGGUGUCUUACAUCGUUGGCCCCAUGCAGCUGUCGGAGCAUACACCCUACUCGCCCCACGACGGCGCCUGGCUGCAGGAUAAGAUUGCCCGUGCUGUUCUCAACUCUCCUAAAUACAAAAAUACGGUGCUCAUCAUCUCCUACGACGAAACCGGCGGCUGGUGGGAUCACCUCGACCCAUACCGGUCUCCGGACGGGACGCCUGGAGAGUGGAUCGAUGACCCCUGGGGACAGGUUGGACACACCUUUAUUGGCCCGGGUUUCCGUCUUCCGUUCUACAUCAUUUCGCCCUGGACCAGAAAUGGCGGCGUGUACACGGAGCACAUCGAUCACAACUCGCAAAUCAUGUUCAUCGAGAAGUGGCAGGAAGCCAAGGGCCGGAACGUCACGACGGACGAGAUGGUGCACUGGCGACGAGAGCACAUGGGCGACCUCGUAAGCGCCUUCGACUUUGCCAACCCCGACUACAGCGUUCCCAAGCUGCCCUCUGCCCCCGAGCCUCACCGCAAUGCCAACGGGGACUAUGACGGCUCGUCCUAUUGCCAGUCCAGGAAUUCCAAGACUCGCCCGCCCGUGCCCUACUCUGGCGACGGCGUGAUCAGGGACAUCGCCAGCGUAGUGGAGCCUGGCUUCAAGGCCGUACGCGGCAAGAUCACGGAAGGGCGCUACCUGGUGUUUGAGAUGGACGGCUUCGCGUUGACCAACCCAGGCCGCUGCCGCCCCGACGGCGGCGUGACCGUCACCAAGGUCUCCAAGGGCCACGCGCGCGAUCUACAGCGAUGGGUCGUCCACGCCGUGCAGAUUGGUGGCAAUGACUUUACCCUGGAGAGUGCCGUCGACAAGCGCUUCAUCUGUGCGGGUGGCAAGAUGUGCAAGGACAAACAGGACGCCGUCGUCUUCACUCUUGGCUUCGAGCCGAGCAAGGGCCACACCAUCAAGUCCAAGGCGUCGUCCAAGUACGUAUCGGUUGAAGACAAGAAGUUGACACUGGAAGGAUCUCUGAGUCACUGGGAGACCUUCAGCGUCACCUACUGAGGGAAAUGAGGGGAGUCGUCUGUGAUGGCGAAGGACAAUGCCUGGCCAAAAUGCGGGCGCUCGCCAUAGGAGAAAAAUGGCGCUGGGCGAGACACGCCACGCCCAGGCGUUUCGGCUUGAGGUUGCUGUGCGCGACUAUGAGCAAUUGGGCAUAUAGGUGAGGGAGCACAUAGUAUGUAUAUACAGAGCUCAGAGUAUUUAUCCAGGCCCAACCGCGCAUCGCGGGUGAAUGCUUAGC